AUGAUGUACUCGCCGGACAAGAUGAUGGGAAGCAAGGGACUCCACGGGGCACCGAUCACCGCCCCUGGUUGCUUCCCUUCGGGCAGGUAUUCUCCACCACCAUAUCGUGCCGCACCGGAUCCUAUGCCGCCGCCGCCGCGACGCUGUAUGCCCAAUCCCACGAGUCGUAUAUUGGAAGAUGCAUCCAUAAUGUGCAAUUCUUGGUCACCGAGGCAUAACGGUGACUUAUUCGGGGGCUUGAACAGCGGUCUGCAAGACGGCUUACUUUCAAGGGCGGAGGCUUUAGCUGCGGAUUUGGGAAAGCACAACGCGGGCACUCCAAUGCCUUUGAAACACGAUCCUGUUUCCGUCUACCAUCAUGGUGCUCACAUGCCAACCCCCCAUCCAAAUAACCGGCCGCAUCAUCAGGUACAAUCACACCUCUUUAUGAGUCACCCUGGAAUGGAAAGCUUGGACAUGUUGGAUCCAGCAAAUUCCAUGACAACCUUGACGCCAAUGUCUGAAGGAGCUGGUGGUGGUCCGGGUCAUCACGCAGGUAUACACGGACCUUCGGUGUAUGGUGGAAUGAACGGUAUGAUGGGACAUCACCAUCAUCACGGUAACCUUGGGGGUGGAGGUGGAAGCGUACCGCAUCCUGCUCAUCAUCAUCCAGCAAUGGCGGCAGCAGCAGCAGCGGCAGCAGCAGCGGGUCUUCAUCCUGACGCUGAUACAGAUCCACGAGAAUUGGAGGCGUUCGCAGAACGUUUCAAGCAGAGACGUAUCAAAUUGGGCGUGACACAAGCCGAUGUAGGCAAGGCUUUAGCGAAUUUGAAGUUACCAGGUGUGGGUGCACUUUCUCAAUCGACAAUAUGUCGUUUCGAAUCGCUCACUCUCUCACAUAACAAUAUGAUAGCACUAAAACCGAUACUCCAAGCUUGGCUGGAAGAAGCCGAGGCUCAAGCAAAAAACAAAAGACGUGAUCCAGACGCACCAUCCGUUUUACCAGCCGGUGAAAAAAAACGUAAGAGGACUAGCAUCGCCGCGCCGGAAAAACGCUCGCUCGAAGCAUACUUCGCGGUACAGCCCAGACCAUCCGGUGAGAAAAUUGCCGCGAUCGCGGAGAAGCUCGAUCUUAAGAAGAAUGUCGUCAGGGUCUGGUUUUGUAAUCAACGACAGAAGCAGAAGAGGAUGAAGUUCGCGGCUCAGCAUUGACCCGAGGGUGGCUUGUGACAGCAGAACUGACCCUACCAGUUGCCCAGUCUCGAGCCGAAACCCGAACCCCUGACCGAAUUUCAGGGCUGGCCGUGAAGAUUCAAAAAAAAGUUUUUCUUCGUCAUCUAUUUUCUUUAUCCUGAUCUCCUUCUUCUUCUUCUUCUUCUUCUUCCUCUUCUUUUUUUUCUCCGAUGUGUCUCGAAAAAACGGCCCGAGAUUUCUACGGCUUGAUACUGUGACCAUCUGGUGCAACAAACCAGCUGUCGUCAGUGACACUGUUGCAAGCUGAUAUCGAAAAGUGGCUACGAAAAGCCGCAUUAGACGGUCUCUCUCGACGCGUUGUGACAUUGAAUCUACUUUGUUUCGAUGUGUCGAUGAAAGGACGAUUUUGUUUGGCUCUUUUAAAAAGGGGGGAUUUUCUUCUGUCUUUGUUUUUCUUUUUCCUUUUUUUCUUUUUUUUUUCGUUUCUUUAUCAAUACUAUCUUGCUCAUAAUCGACAAAGUAAAUAAGAUUCAAAGAAAUCUCCGUUCUCUAUAACAACCAGAACAGCGAACACUUCGAUUUUACGAAGCGAUCGCACGAUAAACCGUUUUACGAGCUCGUUUUACCCCUUUCGUCGUCAUCGUAUACGCCUCUCUCGAGCAAAAUGUGUUUCCCCAUCAACAAAUCGAAUCUUUCCGAACUGACUACUUCAGUUUUUUACGAUGAAAAACAUAGAUACGUGCGAGAGAAUCCUCCCUCGAAUAAUCGAUCGAAAAAAUCGAGAAAAUUGAGAAAUCAAGAAAGAAAAGUCCGAAAACGGAAUAAAUGCGUCUCGGAAAGUACAAUUCGAAACAUAAAAAAUAUAAAAUAUGUAUUGUUAUAAAAUCGUCGCGCAUUCAUAUCGCGGCGAAGUAAAAAAAAGUGAUAUUAAUCCUAAUGAUGACGCUCAGUGAAGUGUUGUAAAGAAGUGAACGAAAAGAGAACUAGAGAGAGAGAGAGAGAGAGAGAGAG
Vespa mandarinia (Asian giant hornet) is the source of this 2184-nucleotide messenger RNA. It is a transcript of the gene acj6, whose product is annotated as abnormal chemosensory protein 6. NCBI's taxonomy places the organism in Eukaryota, Metazoa, Arthropoda, Insecta, Hymenoptera, Vespidae. Gene Ontology annotation, biological process: regulation of transcription by RNA polymerase II. The record is from RefSeq and is a predicted model, not a curated record. Gene Ontology annotation, molecular function: DNA-binding transcription factor activity, RNA polymerase II-specific; RNA polymerase II cis-regulatory region sequence-specific DNA binding.